Arabidopsis arenosa is the source of this 1709-nucleotide messenger RNA. NCBI's taxonomy places the organism in Eukaryota, Viridiplantae, Streptophyta, Magnoliopsida, Brassicales, Brassicaceae. The record is from the annotation of a GenBank genome assembly.
GUUCUGGGUGUCUAUUAGUGAAGCCGCCAUGGCUUUUGGUUCUCCUAGGAAUUCUAUUUUAGCUGCGGCUGGAUUUCCUCGGAAAGUGUCUACUGUUGCUAUUGCUAUUGGCGGAUUGGCUUCAUUCUUUGUUUUCGGAUUGUUGCUUCGUCUUUCGUAUCCGAAUAGUUCUUCAGUUAGUGGCAUAUUUUAUGGGAUAGGGAAUCCUGAACAAGUUCAUGUCCCUUUAUCUUUGAGCAAUCAUACCGUUAAAAUCCUUCAGAAGAGUAGUGACAUCAAUGCCUUUGAUAAAAAUCUGACUUCUGAUUCUAGCUCAGGCUCACCUGUUGUUGUUAGCAAAAACAUACAACCGCCAGAUUUCGAUAGUGAUAGGAAGUUGGAGACACCUUUGACAAAAGAAAAGGAGGAUAUGGUUUCUUCGGAUAUAACUAAGAAGACUGAUGUUCAAUCAGGUGAAGGUGAAACCAAUGAGACCAAGGCUGAAGACACUCCAAGUGCAUCAUCUCCUCCACAUGAUGACUCUGAAACUGCGUCUGUAGAACCAGAGUGUGAUUUGUAUCAAGGUAGUUGGUUUUAUGAUCCUGGGGGACCUCUGUACACGAACAACUCGUGCCCUGUCCUGACACAGAUGCAGAAUUGCCAGGGCAAUGGAAGACCUGAUAAGGGAUAUGAGAACUGGAGAUGGAAACCGUCUCAGUGUGACCUUCCUCGGUUUGAUGCCAGGAAAUUUCUUGAACUAAUGAAAGGCAAGACACUGGCCUUUAUAGGAGAUUCAGUAGCUCGUAAUCAAAUGGAGUCCAUGUUGUGCCUUCUUUGGCAGGUUGAAACACCAGUCAAUCGUGGGAGCAGAAAGAUGCAGAGAUGGUAUUUUAAGUCAUCAUCAGUAAUGAUUGCCCGUAUUUGGUCAUCUUGGCUUGUUCAUCAGUUCAACGAAAAAUUUGAUUAUGCUCCUGAAGGUGUCACAAAACUAAAGCUGGAUCUUCCUGAUGAACGCAUAAUGGAAGCUAUCCCGAAAUUCGACGUGGUUGUCCUCUCAUCAGGACACUGGUUCGCAAAGCAGUCCGUCUACAUAUUGAAGGACGAGAUCGUGGGAGGCCAAUUAUGGUGGCCAGACAAAUCAAAACCCAUGAAAGUCAAUAACGUGGAUGCAUUUGGAAUAUCAGUGGAAACAAUCCUAAAGUCCAUGGCUACACACCCGAACUACAACGGUUUGACCAUUGUGAGAACAUUCUCACCUGAUCACUACGAGGGCGGUGCUUGGAACACCGGUGGUUCAUGCACGGGGAAAGAAGAACCCAUCCUUCCAGGGAAGCUAGUGAAAAACGGAUUCACAGAGAUAAUGCACGAGAAGCAAGCGACAGGAUAUAACCUAGCCGUCGAAAAAGUCGCUGAGAAUUUGAAGCUAAAAUUAAAGCUGAUGGAUAUCACAGAGGCUUUUGGAUAUCGACAUGAUGGUCAUCCUGGUCCAUACAGAAGUCCUGACCCAAACAAGAUCACUAAACGGGGACCAGACGGACGGCCUCCACCUCAGGACUGCUUGCACUGGUGCAUGCCUGGUCCGGUCGAUACAUGGAACGAAAUGGUCUUGGAGCUCAUAAGGAGAGACAAGGAAGGCAGGAAAAGGAAAAGCUCAUCAACUUGACUUGGUUUGAAACUCAAGGCUUAGAGAGCAUAUUACACGAGUUAUACGAUAAAUCUGAUUCUUGAUU